Theileria orientalis strain Shintoku is the source of this 2511-nucleotide messenger RNA. Its product is annotated as ankyrin repeat containing protein. NCBI's taxonomy places the organism in Eukaryota, Apicomplexa, Aconoidasida, Piroplasmida, Theileriidae. The record is from RefSeq and is a predicted model, not a curated record. The transcript has 3 exons. Bases 1 to 2511 code for a protein of 836 amino acids. Gene Ontology annotation, cellular component: ciliary inversin compartment. Gene Ontology annotation, biological process: protein localization to ciliary inversin compartment. Gene Ontology annotation, molecular function: protein binding.
AUGUCAAAAGAUAACGAAGAAUAUUCAAAUAUUUCAAGUGAUAAAUGCCAAUACAACACACACGGUUUAAACUCCAAGGAACCGGGCAGUGUAUCGGGAAAUCAAGUCAGCGAUGCCGACAAUGACCCCUUGGACCUGUCAAAGGAUUGCGAAAGGUGCCUGUACAUAACGAGCAACUCAAAGAAGCUCGACUCAGCCUUUACGAUGAACCUGAAGCACACGAAUACCUGUAAAAAACUGGAAAGCACGCACCUGGAUUCAAUAAAGCUCUCGAAGCAUGAUUUGGAAGUCCUGAAGGACGAAAUGUUCGACUCGAUUGCGAAUACGCAAUUGCAGCAAAUCAUCUCAAACUCAGCAAGCAACGCGAGUAACCCUAGGAGCGUAGAGCCUGAGAAUAGUAAGUCGGCGAAUGCUAGUGACGCGCAGAGCAGUUUGGUUGAAAAGGAAGGGCCAGCAUCAACCCUAAGUUCAAUACCAGAUCAACCGAGUUCAGAACAGAAUCUUAAGAAGUUUGACAAGUAUCUAGAUCAGAACAUAAGUAACCCGAACCUGAGGCAGGGGCACGAAGACAACGAGGUCUGGAAGCACACAAUCAAGAGAAUAGAGCCGUUCCUGGACGUGUACUCGCUGCUGAUGCUGCGACAGACGUGCAAGACGCUCUACUACCACAAGUAUAAGCUCAGGUCGCACGCGACGCUCUCGUUCAGAGGCUUCGCAGGCUUCGACUCGAAGUGGAUAUUUGAAACGAUACUGCCGCUGGUGCACCACGUGCUGGACCUGCCGGACAACUGCAAGAUCAGGUUCGACUUCACGGGCUGCAUCCUGCUGAAGGACAUAUGCACAGUGUACCUGCUGAAAAGUAACAUGAUCACCAACAACUUUGAGUCGAGGCAGUACGCGAGGAACGUGAGAGAGCUGGUCUUCGACUUCUGCCACCAGAUCACGGACAAGAGCCUGGAGGUGAUGCUGGCGACGAAGAUGCCGAACCUGCAGAGACUGAGCCUGACGUGCUGCAGAAACGAAAACUUCACAGGCCUGCCCUUCGUGAGAGGACUGAGCAGGUCAAACUGGCCGAAGUUCAACAAGUUCAGGUGCACCUUCUCGAACAUAUUCCUGGAGCCGCUGCAGACUAUAGCAGACUUCAUAUACCGCUCGAUGCACACGAGUGACACGCUAAAGACGCUGACGAACUACACGAGUCUGAACAGCCUGAGCACCGGCAACUACAGCGACGUAUCGAGGCCGUCGUCAAUAAACAACGCAACCCUGACGUUCAAGGAGGAGGUGAAGAAGGACAGAAACGACUCAGAGGAAAUUGAGUUUGAGAUCUGCGGCUCAUGGGGAAGCAGACGCCUGCUGGACAAGCUGGGAUUCGGAAUCUACUGCACGACAUUCACGAACGCACUGAAGAGCAACAACUACAACAUGUGCUCGAAGCUGACGAAGAAGCUGCAGGCGCAGCUGAGCAGCCUGAGCGAACAGGCGAACAUGAAGGACAACAGCUGCCUGGCGCUGACGAAAAACAGAGGAAGUGAGCUGCUGGUAAACUGCCCGAUCACAGUGAAGGACCGAAGCCACAACAACGUGGGAAUAUGGACGCUGCCAAUACUGCUAGUGAUACACCAGCAGAACAUGGACAUGUUCAUGCUGCUGAUCAAAAGAGGAGCGCGUCUGAACGUGUGGGACAGCCUGAACAAGUCGCCGCUGCUGAUCGCGUGCGAGCUGGGCUUCAACAACUUCGUGGAAAAAAUAGUUAAGUUCACAAUGCCGCCAAUACCAUACGACAACAGCAGACACAUACCGCUUAUCGUGGCAAUAUCGAACUCGAACGUGCCGCUGGUGAAGCUGCUGCUUAAGGAGAACUUCGACAUCAACUACAGGUGCCCGAGCAUCAAGCACUACAAGUCGCCGCUCUACGUGGCCUGCGAGCACUACAACCUGCCGAUCAUUAAGCUGCUGCUGGAGAAGGGCGCGGACCCGAACUGGAAGUACAAGCACAGGUCGACGCCGACGCUGCUGGGCUACCAGCAGGACCCGAAGCCGCUCAUCGCAGUCUGCAAGCUGAACAAGAUCAAGAUCGUGGAAAUGCUGCUGAGCAAGAGAGUGGACUUGAACACCUUCGACUCCUUCGGAACGACGCCGCUCCACGCCGCGUGCGAGGAGGCGAACCUGGAGAUCGCGAGCCUGCUGCUGGAGCACGACGCACAGCUGGACGCGCAGGACGUCUUCGGAAGGACGCCGCUGCACAUGGCGAUCCUGGAGAAUAAGCCGCAGGUGGUGGCGCUGCUGCUGGAGCGGGGAGCGCGCCUGGACCUGAAGGAGUACUCCUGCGGAGAGACGCCGCUCAUGACGGCAAUCAGGACGAGGAACGAGCAGAUCGCGACGCUGAUCGUGAAGAGCAGGAAGGUUGACCCUUCCACAGUGGACUACCACGGCAAGAACCUCAACUACUACCUCCAGUUCUACAAGAUGAAUAAACUUGAAGUUUAUCUGACCCCAACCAGUGUUUAA